AUGUCUUCGGCGACGGCGAAUCAGCAGCACAAGAACCUGCUCGGCCAUUGCAUCGCUGAUGGUCGUCUCGAGCUUGUGCAGGUGCUCGGUCUUGGUGCGUACGGUGUCGUCUACCUUGCGCGCGACCUUCAUCACCACCAAGGCGCCUACGCCUCUACCUCCUCCCACCAAGCUUCCGCCUCGCUCGCCGCCGCCAAACAGGGCCAUGCAUCUGGCUACUACGCUGUAAAGUGUCUCAACAAGGUGGGCCUCGAUGCUCGCCAGCGCGCCUUCCAGCGUCGUGAGAUCAUGCUCCACACUAUGUCGUCUAGCCACCCCAACGUUGUCACCCUCCACCGUGUCAUCGACGACCCACAAGACCCUUGCGUCUAUGUCGUCCUCGACUACUGUCCCGACGGCGACCUCUUCAGCAUGAUCACAGAAACUCAGCGUUACAUGCUGCCCAGCUCGGUCUCUCGCGCCGCCGAGGAGCAAGGCAUUGACGUCGCCUUCACCAGCGACCGUCUCAAGAUGGACGCACUCAUCCGCGACGUCUUCGACCAGAUCCUCGACGCCGUCGAGUUCUGCCACCAGAUGGGCAUCUACCACCGAGACCUCAAACCUGAGAACAUCCUCUGCUUGCGCGGUGGUGCAAAGGUGGUGCUCGCCGACUUUGGUCUUGCGACAGGCGACAAGUCGAGCUCCGACUUUGGAUGCGGCAGCACCUUCUACAUGGGGCCCGAGUGCCAGGGCGGCAUCACUCGCCGCCUCACCAGCUACAACACGGCCGCCAACGACGUUUGGUCGCUCGGCGUCAUCCUCGUCAACCUCAUCUGCGGUCGCAACCCGUGGAAGCAGGCCUGCCCCGCCGACGACACUUUCCGCGAGUAUCUGCGCAACCCCGACUUUCUGAAAGAGAUCCUUCCCAUCUCGGAAGGCGUCAACUCGAUCCUCAAACGCGUCUUCACCUUCCGCGCCGAAGCUCGAUGCAACAUCGCCGACCUCCGAAAAAUGAUUCGCAGCGUCGACCGCCUCACCGCCACGACCGCCGAGGUCAAAGCUCGCCAAGAAGCCGCCCGUCACGCCGCCGCCCAAGCGCAUGCCGCUCGUCAAGCCGAGAAGGUCGCCGCUGCUGCCGCCUACCGUGAGCAGCAGCACAAGCACCAGUCUGCCCUCGAGGCUGCUCGCGCUGCUCAUGCCCAGGCUUACGCACCCGCCGCCGAUGUGGUCCGCCAAGUCGACGCCGUGCGCAAGCCUGAAUGUGCGCGUGCUCGCUACCAGCCGCAGGUGGCCACACUCGACCAGAUCGCUCAACCAGUCGUCUACGCCGAUCACGGCUACGCACCGCACGCCGACAUCGACGCCGACGCCAUCACCGACGCAGCGUCGUACGACACCUACUCGGACUCGGAGCUCGACAGCAGCAGCUGCGAGGGUGACGGCUCCUUCUCGCCAUCCGAUGCCCCGGAUGAGUCGACGCAAGGUCACUCCUCGUGCGAGCAGGCCGAUGUUGACUGGUCUCGUCAUCCUAUUGCCGCACCUGCCGACGGUCGUCUCCAACACCGGGGCGCCUCGAACCUCACCAGCAUGAGUGAUGUGCACGCACCUCAGAAGCCUUGCCUCGGUGUCACGAUCCCUACCCACGCUGCCAUCGCCUCGCCGCACCGAUCCGACCACAGCUCGGCCGCCAUGGAUGACCGCGAAGGAUGCUCGGACGACUGCUCGAGCCGCAGUGGCAGCGGCGAGUCUCGUCGCAGCUCGGCUUCCUACACGGGCCUGCCACCUACACCUCAGUUUGUGCCUCACAACGUCGAGGAGGCUACGAUCGCAAGGAACGGUGCAGCCUACUCUCCCACACCGGCGAGCAAGCGUGUCCACAUCAACGGUACAUAUGCAGACCUUAUGCACGACGGGCUUGUCACGGCCGAGGACAAGACGUCCACGAGGAGCCUGGCUGCGCGCUGGCUUCAGAGCCGCUGGGAGCAGGACCAAGACGCGGAUGUGCUUGCUGGGCUUGCACAACCCGCCGCCAAAUACCAGGCUGCUCAAGCUGGCGUGGUCGACUGGGACCCGCGCCAAGGCGAUCGACACUUUGGCAGCAUGCCCACCAGGCGUCUCCAGCACGCUCAGCCGGCUGGGGCUCGCGGCGCCAUUCCUACCUACCGCAGCAAUGCCUCGCUUGCUGCUACCCAGCAGUACGUCGCCGAGGCGGCACGGUACUCUGAACGUCACUAG
This is a messenger RNA of Pseudozyma hubeiensis SY62, 2214 nucleotides long. RefSeq names its product likely protein kinase. Gene Ontology annotation, biological process: intracellular signal transduction; protein phosphorylation. The coding region runs from base 1 to 2214 and encodes 737 amino acids. The record is from RefSeq and is a predicted model, not a curated record. Lineage: Eukaryota; Fungi; Basidiomycota; Ustilaginomycetes; Ustilaginales; Ustilaginaceae. The transcript has a single exon. Gene Ontology annotation, molecular function: protein serine/threonine kinase activity; ATP binding.